AUGUCUCCCAGUCAUUCUAGAAUCAGUUCCUUCGAUCUUAGCAGCAGAAUCAGCAAUCUCAGCAAUGCUAGUGAUUCCAGUGAAGACUCUUGUACUCUCCUCUUGCCACCAACCGACGUUUCGUCUCUCCUUAAUGAAAAGAUAAGGAAAGGAUCUGCUGAAGUAGAGAGGAACGACUCUGGCGUCGGUUCAGAGACCAGUAGGAGUCGGUGGCAGCACCUGAGCGGUAUUCGGGAGGAUCAGCAACACUCUUGUGAAGACUGCGACCAGCCAGUGGAAACUCAAGUGACCCAAAGUGGAGUAAUGUUUGCUCCCCUGGUAUGCCGGAAGUGUUCCAAACGAAGAACCGAAAGGAGGGAGAUCAUCACCGAGAUCGUUGAGACAGAGGAGAAGUACGGUCGGGAUCUGAGGAUCAUUCUGGAGGAGUUCUAUCGGCCGAUGCAAGUAGCUGGCCUGCUCACCUCGGAGCAACUGUCCGCCAUAUUCCUGAACACAGAGGAACUGCUUGAGCACAACUCCAUCCUUGCUGAGAAAUUGAGGGACGCCCUGGAGAUCGCGGUUGAGCAGGGGGAUGAGGAUCUCCUCACAGUGAAUGUUGGCAGCCUCUUCCUGGAAGCAUCACCAAUGCUGCACGCCUUUGAGAGUUAUUGUACCCGACAGGGAUCAGCAUCCAUGCUCUUGACUAAUCUUGAAAAAGAAAAGGAACUUUUAAGAAUAUUCUUAAGAGUAUCUCAAAUGGAAAACAGUGUUCUUCGGAGAAUGAACCUCAAUUCCUUUUUAAUGGUUCCUGUGCAGAGGAUAACUAAAUACCCUCUUCUUCUCUCCCGUUUGUACAAAGUGACUCCAACGCACAUAAUUGGUAAAGAAGCAAUUAAAGAAGCACAACAUAAUAUAGAACUUCACCUUGAACACAUUAAUUAUUUAGCAAAAGAUAUUAGCACAAAUAAAUUAUGGAGGAGAAUAUCUAUAACAAACGGGAGAAGAGGUAAUGAAGAAACUGACAUGACCAACAUCAAACUCAGGAAGAUAGCGGUGGAUGUUUUGGAAUGGACGCAUGAGGAAGUUAGAUUUGCGAUGGAAGGAAAGCUACUCUAUACACAACCUACUGAUGGGAAUUGGAAGAGAAGAGCCACAAUCAAACUGACACCUGUUAAUGCACUGCUUGUUACCCUAGGAAAGCCAACAGAUGAUUACCAACCAGAUACGGAUGACCCUCUUGUUUUUCCAAGACAAAAUGGAAUCAGGGAUGCAACUCUAGUACUGAUGAAAGAAAAGGGAGGAAGAUAUUCCUUGCUUAGGGAACCAUUGUUUCUCGACCGAUGCAUAGUGUGUACAGAAGGAGAUUUAGAAGAUUAUUUUGAAGUUCAAGAAUUACCAACUAAAGAUUCUUACAUAUUUAAGGCUGAUGAUGGUGAGACUACAAAAAGGUGGUACAGACAACUCCAAUACCAUGCACAAGGAGUUGGUUCCUGGAGGAAACGAAGAAAUGCUCUCGCCAAUAUUAUGAUUAAUGGAAUGAUUAACAGAUCGUGA
Messenger RNA from Nezara viridula (southern green stink bug), 1533 nucleotides. The record is from the annotation of a GenBank genome assembly. Lineage: Eukaryota; Metazoa; Arthropoda; Insecta; Hemiptera; Pentatomidae.